AAAAAGUCGUUCGGGAUUCAAACCCUUCGAUCCCAAAUCUGCCCUGCACGCCUCGCCGCCGGCCACACCCCCGGCGGUCGUCGCCCUACCCGCCCUUCUCCUUACCUCUAACCCCGCCGGAGCCCAACACCUCCCCACCAUGCCGCGAAACUUCCGCAAGCGGGGCAUCGAGCAGGACACUGACGACCGCUCCGACGACGAGGACACUCGCCGCAUCGCCCUCGAGGAGAUCAAGUACAUGCAGAAGCUCCGGGAGAGGAAGCUGGGUAUCCCCGCCGACCUCGCCGCCGCAUCCACUAACGGGUCCUCCGCCCGUGGUCUAUUGGGCACCGGGGCAGCGGUCGCCGGUGAGGCCGAGAAGGAGGACCUCGUCCUCCAGGACACCUUCGCUCAGGAGACCGCCGUCACUAUCGAGGACCCCAACAUGUUGAGGUACGUGGAGACCGAGCUGGCGAAGAAGAGGGGUAAGAUGGUUGAUGUGGGACACAAGGAAGAGAUGGACCAUGUGGACGAGCUCUAUACCGUGCCAGACCACCUCAAGGUAAAGAAGAAGAACUCAGAGGAGAGCUCGACACAAUGGACAACUGGCAUUGCUGAAGUUCAGCUGCCUAUUGAGUACAAAUUAAGAAACAUCGAAGAAACCGAGGCGGCUAAAAAGUUGCUGCAAGAGAAAAGGCUUGCAAGAAAACCAAAACCAGAUGCAAACAUUCCAUCAAGUUAUAGUGCUGAUUAUUUCCACCGUGGCAAAGAAUAUGAUGAAAAACUGCGAAGAGAGAAUCCUGGGUUGUACAAAGAUAAUGAUUCUCGGCCAAGUGGAAAUCCAGGAGGCAAAGCAACAGAUACUAAAAAUCCAGAUGGUGUUGGUGCAGGACGGAGAGAAGCUGCGAGUGAUGAACUCAUGCUUCAGCGUUUCCGCAAACGAGAAAAAUUCCGCGCCCUUCGAAGAUAAGCCAGAGCUGACAGGUUGCUAGAUUGUGCCAGUUGCCUUUGAAGCUCAAAAAUAUAGUUGUGGCUGCAUAAAGUCCCAACAUAUCAUGUCCUUUUAGUGAGAAACUUACUGUAAAAUGCAUCCUUGGUUAUUGAGUCUGCUUCUGCAGCUGCUAAGGGCAAGGAGCAGAUUAACCUUAUUACAGAGGCGAUUUGGGGCAAUAUAUUUGAGCUGAGGGAUAUCUGAAUUUUGUGUCAGCUCUGAGGCUCAUAUAUUAAGAGGGGCCGCAGUGGUUCAGGACAUAGGAGCUCAUAACUUUCCAGAUGCUCAGAUCGUGCCAUGUUCAUCUGCAAUGGAAGAAAGGAAGGUGUGUUCUCCGUACAAAUAUAAAUGAACUGCUUCGACAUCUUGAGCAAACUCCAAGGGGUAGUGCGAAUGUCUGAUCUCAUUUUCUUUGGAGUGAAUGGCAAAGCCUGCAAAUUCAUCUUUCUAGUCUAGAAUGUAUUGUUUCUCUGAAUUAUUUGCAGUUUGCUGCAGUAGCAUCAGUUAUCUAGAUUUCUAGGGACGAGCAAUCUGUGAGUUGUUUUUGUUGCACUAUUGCUGCUUGCUUUGCCUUUACUAGUUCAAGUAUCAAUUCUUUA
This is a messenger RNA of Zea mays, 1569 nucleotides long. RefSeq lists its product as uncharacterized. Gene Ontology annotation, biological process: mRNA splicing, via spliceosome. NCBI's taxonomy places the organism in Eukaryota, Viridiplantae, Streptophyta, Magnoliopsida, Poales, Poaceae. Gene Ontology annotation, cellular component: spliceosomal complex. The record is from RefSeq and is marked validated.